Molecule: messenger RNA, 216 nt
Organism: Ilex paraguariensis (yerba mate)
Lineage: Eukaryota; Viridiplantae; Streptophyta; Magnoliopsida; Aquifoliales; Aquifoliaceae
Source: the annotation of a GenBank genome assembly
UUAGCUGUUGGAUGUGGGUCUACGUCAGAACGAGAAGCAGACCAGAUGAGGCAAGAACAAGAGGUGACUUCCGGUAGUCCAAAAAAGGUAGUGCUGGCACUGAAUAAUUACGGAGUGGAGCAGCAGAAAUGGACCCUAAAGAUGAACAUGCAACAGAGAGUUCUGAUGAUGCACAAAAUUAUCUUGUGCAAGAUCAACAGUCAAGAAAGUGAAUAG